AUGCCCAAGAGGUUCUCCUCUCAUCUGUACUGCCUCUUUCUCUUCUUCUCCUCCUCACUGACCCUGGAUGACUUGUUUCUCAAUCACACCGACCUUGAUAAGGCAGCGAGGACGGGGUCUGUCCCCAAGAAGCAUGCUUUCUCCGUGGUGUGGAACAUGCCCACUGCCCGUUGUAUGAAACGAUAUGGAGUACAUUUGCCUCUGAGCCAGUACAGUAUUAUACACAACCGAAAACAGAAAUUCCUGGGUCAGAACAUGAGCAUAUUUUACCAGCGUCGCCUUGGCCUGUAUCCGUACAUCACCCGCGAUGGGGCUAGUGUGAACGGUGGCCUCCCUCAACUGGGAGACUUGAAGAAACACCUCCAGUUAGCAGAGAAGCAGAUCCGCACGCUCUUGGGGGGAAAUUUCCGUGGUCUGGCUGUGGUGGAUUGGGAGGCGUGGCGACCCAUAUGGGGGCGUAACUUUGGCGCUAAGCAGGUGUACCAAACACUGUCUGAAGACCUAGUUUGGCAGAACCAUCCGGAAUGGUCAUUGGAAAAAGUGAAAUCGGUCGCAAGGGCAGAGUUUGAGCAAGAAGCGAGGUCGUUUAUGUCGGAGACGCUGCGUCUCGGAGUGCGUCUGCACCCGUCGGGGCUUUGGGGCUACUACGGCUUCCCGGGUUGCUAUAACAACAACGGGCAAACCAAGCGUACUUAUACUGGGCAGUGCCACCCUGGCACAGAACAAAGGAAUGACAGGUUGGCAUGGCUAUGGCAGCAAUCCACUGCUCUUUUUCCAAGUAUAUACGUACAUAGACGACUAGCAGGGCACAACAAUGCCAGGCUUAUGGUACGUCACAGAGUGCUGGAGGCCCUCAGAGUUGCAUCCCAGCAUGCACUGGGCUCUCAAGCUCUCCCUGUGCUUCCCUACACCAGGCUGGCCUUCACACACACACUGCAAUUCUUGAACCAGACAGACCUAGAGAACACACUUGGUGAAUGUGCAGCACUAGGGACUCAGGGCGUGGUUUUUUGGGGAAGCCUGAGUUUCGCCAGGUCAAAGCACCAGUGUAUUCUGCUGAGGGAGUACAUUACUUCGGUUUUGGGGCUGUACGUGGACUCUCUGAGGAGGGGCGUACAGCGCUGCAGCGAGUCAGUGUGUCACGGGAACGGACGCUGCGCCAGACGUGACCCGCUCUCCGAUCACAUGAUCCCUCUCGUUGACCCCGGCAGCAAACCCGUCCACGAGCUACGCUCAGCAUUCCGCUGUGUGUGUUUCAAACACUGGAGCGGAGAAUGGUGUGAUCAAACACUUUAG
This is a messenger RNA of Chanos chanos (milkfish), 1296 nucleotides long. It is a transcript of the gene hyal3, whose product is annotated as hyaluronidase 3. The transcript has 3 exons. The record is from RefSeq and is a predicted model, not a curated record. Lineage: Eukaryota; Metazoa; Chordata; Actinopteri; Gonorynchiformes; Chanidae. The coding region runs from base 1 to 1296 and encodes 431 amino acids. Gene Ontology annotation, molecular function: hyalurononglucosaminidase activity. Gene Ontology annotation, cellular component: acrosomal vesicle. Gene Ontology annotation, biological process: hyaluronan catabolic process; carbohydrate metabolic process.